CCACACACACAUAGUAUACAUAUUACACAUAUAUACAUACACACAGAUGUCUCGUGUUGCAUGAAUUGUAUCUCCGAAGGUCGGGUACCUUAACAUGUUUUUUUUACAGAGUUUUGUUUUGAGAAUUGUUAUCGAUCGUUCUGAACUGAAAGACGCGAAAGUAGUACGGCUUCCUUGUUCAAAUUUCUUGCUGUAACACAUACCCCUUGAACAUGUUAAAGCAUAAAUUGCCGAAGGACUGGAUUAUUGGCAAUUCGAAAAGUCAUCCGGACAGAGUAUACUAUUUCAAUGUGAAAACAAAUCAGUCUUCGUGGGUUCAACCAACCGACAAGACCAAGACGUCUUCAGAAACUAAUCGUAAAGUUCACGAAGGAGAAUCUCGCGGCGCAAUGACAUCCGAGCGUAAUGCUGAAAAAGCAAAGGAAACCACCAGUCGACGACGUUCUUGUGAUAAAACUGUAGAGACCCCGCAAAUGAAGGCUGUUCGAGCAAAGGCACUACAUACAUUAAAUGCCAAGAAUAAAUAUUCUCCCUCGUCGCCAGAAGCUCCGUAUGAAAAGAUAGUGGGAAAUAAAAGAAAAAUCUCAUCAAGAAGCCUUCCCUCAAAGAUAAGGGAUGAUAAAUCAGUGACAGCUCGGGAUAAAAAUGAUAAUAAAGUAACAUUCACGCCACAAAUGCAGGUUCUUCUUGCAAAAAUCGAGCAUAGAAAUUUAAGCACGCCUAGUCAAAAUAAAACAUCAAAGGAAGAUGCUAAGAAUAAGGAAGAAAGUUUGAAUGCCGCAAAUCAGAAGUCAACGAAAAUGUGGGAGAAACGAGAGAAAAAUAUAGGAAAUCGACAAAGUAUUGCUCGGAAUAAGCACAAUAUUGAGCAAUGUAACAUGAAACAAAAUGCUCAGGAAUUACAUAAUCAAAAUUCUUCAAGAGAAAGAGGAGGAAAGUCGUUGCCAAAGAAAAAUUUGGCAAAAGAACGUAUGCAAAGAAUAAGAAGAAAUUUGGAUAUUGAUAAGGAAAAAUUUCAGGAAAUGUAUAAUGCUGAUUUAGUUAGCAGGAAAGCUCCGCAGCAAAAGUUCAGCAAAAAUUUACCCAAUUCAUCUAUUGUUUUUGUGUUUACAGACAAUGACUGCUUAGGAUCAAGGUUUUAUAGAAAUGUUGACGUACGACUUAAGAGGUUACAUAACAGAAUCUUAAAAGAUGCAGUAUACGAAAGAAAUGUUACAUCAAACGAUAAAUCGCAGAGUCAACAAAGUAAAGGACCCGAUAUCCAAAUUAUGACAAAAGAUAAGUUAAUAGAACAGGGUAAGCAAGAAGUUCUAUAUGAAGAGAUGGAUUGGGAACCAAUGAAAGACGAAGAAAUUGCCUUUGAGGUAGAAGUUGUUAGAACACAACUUGUUGUUAAAGAAAGUAUAGAUAUAGAUAAAGCAAACUGUAUAUCAGAAAAUACUGCAGAGUUGACGCAGCCUAACAAAACGGAAUCGCACAAGAGAGGUCCACUCUAUAUUGUUGUCGAUACAAAUGUAUUCUUAUCAAAUUUAGACAUAAUUGAACAAGCUCGAGACGCAGUUUUUAAAAAUUACCCACGUCCAUUCAUUGUAAUUCCAUGGACGGUAAUAUGUGAGCUAGACUAUUUUAAGGAUAAUAAAGCUAAAUAUGAAUUAUCAAUAAAAGCUAGGAAAGCUAUAUCUUUCAUUCACGAUCAAUUUGCCUCUAAACAUCCACGUGUCAUUGGACAAACACGAGAACAGGUAGCAAAAAAUAAAGAAGAUUUUUGUUUAACUUGUCCUGAUGAUGAAAUACUUCAGUGUUGCUUACAGAUAUCCAAUUUACAAAAAUCUGUGGUCUUAUUGUCUUAUGACAAAAAUCUCUGCACUAAAGCGAUGAUAUAUAACAUAAUAGCAUUAGGACGUAAUGAUCCUCUUGAAAAAAUAGAUCCUCUUGAUGAAGAUGGUGCAGUCAACCGAUUGAAUAAUAGUUCUGUUGAAAAUUUUCUCUUCAACGAACAUUUACAUUUAGUGGAUGAUAUUUUUGAGGAUACAAAAUUGAUUAUGAAAAACUUUUUAUCAACGAUUAUCACGAAACAAAUGUCAGAGAUUUUUGGAGAAGUAGAAUGGAAGAUAUAUGUCAUUAUAAAGCCACCAUGGACUAUAGUAACUGCAUUGAAAUGUGCUAUGAAACACUGGAUUGCUGCGAUUAACGAAUCAUUCCACAGACGUGCUGAAUACAUUUUGAAAGAAUUACAUGAUGCUUUUGUAUAUGUACCAGUUGGUGGUAGAAAAUUGCGCGAUGUGGAAUAUGUUAUAGAAAAGAGCAGCGACUUGGUACAAAUGGUUAAUGCUGAUAAGCACUGUGAUCUCGUGACACAAACGUUCAAUGCUCUUAUAGAACUCAAGAAGAAGUGUGAAAAAUAUAUCGCUAGUAUUGACCUAAGAAAAUUACACGAUAAAAUAGGCAUCGCGGAAAAUGUUCAAGAACAAGAAAUGAGAUCGGAGAAAGCAUUCCAAGCCUUCCAACAUAUUUAUAAUUACGCGCGUGACAUAUGUGGUUUGGCGUGCAGCAAUGCGGGGAUGGCAUGUUCCUUUGCCUUCAAAUCUAUGAAUGGGGCAUUAUAUACACCAUCAUGUGUACAACGUUUGCAACCAGAAAUUACGAAAAAAGUAACUGAUUUGACACAGAAUCUGAAUAAGUCACUGGUGCAGGUUGAAAAUUCUAUAAAACAUCAGACGUUGCUUAGUUUACAGCAAAAUUUAAAUACAUUUCUGCCUGACAUAGAGAGAAUAACAUUUGACGUGACACCUUUGGAUGUAUAUUAUUGUGUCAAAUUAAAAGAAGAAGCGUUAAAGACUGGAUUAAGGCAACUACAAGAAUUAACUUCGCAUUUCUGUGCAUUAGCUACGCAUACAUAAUUGUAUGUAUGUUGUAAUUUAUGUUCUUAAAAUUUAAAGAUAUAUAUUAAGAUAUUUAUAAAAAUGUAUAUACAUAAUUUUUUUAAUAUAUUUUAACGAAAUAAAGAUUAUUUUAGUUUUAAGAGUAACUAAUAUCAAUGGUAUCAAUGAAAAUUAUUGUACCUGUACUUUUUUUUGGGCACAAAUAUUUGUCUUUCGUCAAUUAUUGUGCAUUGUGAAAAGUGUAUUCAUUGAAGAAAAAAUAAAGUUUCGUAUUUUGUUAUCACGUA
Messenger RNA from Wasmannia auropunctata (little fire ant), 3169 nucleotides. RefSeq names its product transcriptional protein SWT1 (gene Swt1). Lineage: Eukaryota; Metazoa; Arthropoda; Insecta; Hymenoptera; Formicidae. The transcript is spliced from 12 exons. The record is from RefSeq and is a predicted model, not a curated record. Gene Ontology annotation, cellular component: nucleus. The coding region runs from base 213 to 2900 and encodes 895 amino acids. Gene Ontology annotation, molecular function: protein binding.